Molecule: messenger RNA, 5390 nt
Organism: Daucus carota subsp. sativus
Lineage: Eukaryota; Viridiplantae; Streptophyta; Magnoliopsida; Apiales; Apiaceae
Exons: 18
Coding region: 1-4155 (1384 amino acids)
Biological process (GO): DNA repair; telomere maintenance
Molecular function (GO): DNA helicase activity
Source: RefSeq, a predicted model, not a curated record
AUGCCUUCUCCGCUCUUGCAGGAUAAUUGGGAUCAUCUGAAGCUUGAUAAUUUUACCUCCUUGCAAGACAGCCCAGUUCGAAGGAGAAGAAAGAUUGAUGGGUCGAACAGAACACAUCAGGAGUCUUCAAAUACACAGAGUGUAUUUAAUGGCAGUGCCACCCCCCCUCUACCCACAUUGAACUCUAGACAAAAACUCUUUAACAUAACAAAUUUAGGCGGUGUGUUGAAUGACAGUCCCACUUCUGUUGUUGGUAAUUCAGUUGGAUUCCAUACUCCCCCUCUGUCCACAUUCAACUCUAGACAACCGCUCUCGAACAUAACAAAUUUAGGCGGUGUAUUCAAUGGCAGUCCCACACAUGGAUUCUGUACUCCCCCGCUGCCCACUUUGAAUUCUAGACAACCACUCUGCAAUAUAACAAAUUUAGGAGUUCAAGCAACAACCCGUAGUACUACCAAAUCCAGCAAUACUCCCCAAGCUACACCCAAUGAUUCAACAGACAACCGUAAAGGAAAACGUGUGAGCAAAGCAACAACCCACAGUACUACCGCAUCCACCAAUACUCCCCAAGCUACACCCAACGUUUCAACAGUCCCAUGUUCUGCUAUAUUCAAGAAUUUGUUUGCUGCAACAAAUAGUCCCCGUACCAGUGGCAGUGGUCGUUGUCCAGCCCCCCCUUCUGCAGCAAAUAAGUCGGCAGGUGGGUUAAAUGUUACUCCCGGUUCUUUUGCUGCUGAUACUGAUGGAUUUGAUACCCCCCCGCUGCCUAUGUACAAUUCUAGACAACCACUAUCUAAUGUAACAAAUUUAUCUGCCAACCGUACCAGACACAAUGUGCGUAAAGCAGCAACAAGCAGCACAACAACAUCCACCAGUACUCAUGGAUCAAAAAAAAAAAGACAACAGAAUGAAAAAAACCGUUCUCUUGACACUACACAAGUACCCUGUUCACGGUUGUUUCACCCAACAGUUGACGACACCAAUUAUGAAGACAUUGAGAAUUCCCAUCUGACUGAUAUACCUUCUGAAGACGAAGAACCGCUGCCUGAUGAUUAUGGCAGUGAUGUAACUGAAGAUUCAUCAGAACCGGAUCAGAAUGAAGAUGCUCAUAUUAGGCAUCAAGUGCCCACCGGCUAUGCGUCUUUGGGACCUCCUACCGAGUGCUGUAACAAAUGUCAUGCCAUUAUGUGGAAAGAGGAGAGGGUGAAUAAAAAUGUUACAAAGGGUAUUCCUAAGUUUAGCACAUGUUGUGGACAAGGUACCAUUAAACUUCCACCGACUCCACCUACUCCUGAUUACCUCAUGCAUUUGUACACCGAUAAAAACAAGUCAAAGCAUUUUAAGCAGAAUAUCCGUCUAUACAAUGCAAUGUUUUCGUUUACUUCUACUGGUGGAAAGGUUGACUACUCUAUUAAUCGUGGAAGAGCUCCUUAUGUAUAUCGUCUCAAUGGUCAAAAUCACCAUGUCUUUGGUACACUCAUCCCUGAUGAUGGAAAAGAUCCAAAGUUUUGCCAGCUUUAUAUAUACGACACUGAACAUGAGGUGCAGAAUAGGAUGAAAUGGGUAAGGGUUGAUGAUGGUGAGCCUGUCAAUUCUGAGAUUGUUGAAGGCUUGAUAAGGAUGCUAGAUGAAACUAAUCAGCUGGUUAGGAAGUUUAGACAAGCCAGGGAUCGCUUCAAAGAGCAGCCAAUAAGGAAUCUUAGAAUAAAAAUGAAAGUCUGUCGUUCGGAGAGUGGCCGUGAAAAUAAUAUCGGCCCAUCAGAUGAGGUAGCUGCUGUUUUGGUUGGAGACAUAAACACUACAGUUGGUGAAAGGGAUAUUAUUAUUGAGAAGACUCAUAUUGAUCCUAAUGUAAAAGUUUAUGAACGUAUCUGCUCUGUACACCCCUCACUUAUGGCUCUUCAAUACCCACUACUGUUUCCCAUGGGUGAAGAUGGUUACCAUGAUGAGAUUCCAUAUGUUGAUCCUGACAACCAGAACAAGAAGAAGAGGAAACGCAUUACCAUGAAAGAGUACUACUCUUACAAACUACAAGUUCGAAAAAAUGAAGGUCUUACAGUUCGUUUGGGUGGGCGUCUGUUCCAACAAUAUGUUGUAGAUGCUUUCUCUACUGUAGAGCAGGCGCGUUUGUGGUGGCUACGUACUCAUCAAAAGAUUUUGCGCAGUAAUUUGUAUACGAAUAUUUCCAAGAAACUUCAAAAGGGAAAUACUGACACUGCUAAUGUUGGUAAAGGCUUCAUUUUACCAGCUAAUUUUUUGGGAUCCAGGCGAUAUAUGCAGCAGAAUUUUCAAGACGCACUAGCUGUCUGCCGCGUCAUAGGUCAUCCGGAUAUUUUCCUCACAAUGACUUGCAAUGCUUUAUGGGAUGAAAUUUUAGAAAUGAUGAAGCAUCUACCCGGCUGCUCACCACAAAACUCUCCAGACAUAAUAGCAAGAGUAUUUCACCAGAAGCUACAACAAAUUGUAGAUGACAUUAAGAAGAAGAAUUAUUUUGGUACCUGCCUAGGAGUGGAGUUCCAAAAACGUGGUCUACCACAUGUACAUAUGCUAAUCUGGCUAAAUUCAGACUCGAAGAAGAACUUGAGUACCAAUGUCGACAAUUAUGUAUCUGCCGAGAUUCCAGAUCCAUUGAAAGAUCCUGAAGGUUUCAAUGCUGUCAGCAAAUUCAUGAUCCAUGGACCAUGUGGUUUGCAGAACCCGAAAUGUGCUUGCAUGAAAAAUUUUAAAUGUACAAAGCAUUUUCCGAAGAAGUAUAAUGCCAGCACCAUCUUUGAUCAAUCUGGUUUUCCCAUUUACAAACGUAGGAACACUGGAAUAAAUGUCAAGAAGGGUCAGUUUUAUCUUGACAACAGAUGGGUUGUUCCAUACAACCGAGAUCUGUUAGUCAAGUAUCAGUGCCACAUGAAUGUAGAAAUCUGUUGUCAUGCUAGGAGCUUAAAAUAUUUAUUCAAAUAUUGCUUAAAAGGACAUGAUCGUGCCACGGUUGAAAUUUCUUCUGAGAAUGGUAAUGCAACAGUUGGAGCUGAUCAACCAGUUGAUGAAAUAAAUGCAUAUUUUGAUGGUCGGUAUAUUUGUGCGUGCGAGGCAGCUUACCGCAUUUUUGGAUAUCCAAUACACUACCGGUCCAUAUCUGUGCAUCGUCUUUCAUUCCACCUGCCUGGGGAACGUACGUGCACAUUUACAGAAAAUGAUACUUUAGAGAAAGUUGCACGGAGGAAUAGGCACAAGCGUUCACAGCUGGAAGCUUUCUUUCUACUUAACCAAACAGAUCCAUCUGCAAGAAAGUAUACAUAUGAUCAAAUCCCAGAGCAUUACGUAUGGAAUGAAGUAGAUAUGAUAUGGACAAUGAGGAAGAAAGGAAGUCAAAUUGGGAGAUUGCUAUAUACACAUCAUAGUGCUGGUGAGAUUUGGUACCUUCGUCUUUUGCUAACAAAGGUGUGCGGCCCAACCUCUUACAAUCAUUUGAAGACUGUCAAUGGGAGAUGCUACAAUUCCUUCAAAGAAGCAUGUUUAAAUCUUGGUUUAUUGGACGAUGACAAAGAGUGGCAUGAGGUAAUAGAAGAGUGUGCUAAAUCUGGGCUGCCUCCUCAAAUCAGACAGCUCUUUGUCCAUAUUAUUGUUAACUGUCAAGUUACUGACCUGCUAAAUCUAUGGCAACGACAAUGGAAGUCCAUGGCUGAUGACAUCUUGCUCCAACGUAGGAAUUUAUAUGGCGAAGAACCUACAACCAUUUCAGAGAAGCAACUACAAUUCUAUGUUCUUGCAGAAAUUGAUAAGUUGCUCAAAUCCAUUGGUAAAUCUAUCAAACAUUUUAGUCAAUUGCCACAGCCUCCUUCAUCCUACCUGCAAACUGGUCAGAAUAAUUUGGUACUAGAGGAAACAAGUUACAAUCUUGAAAAUAUGGCAACUGAAUUUGAAAGCCUAUAUCACAACUGUAAUCCUGAACAAAAAGAGGUUUAUAAUGCUGUUCUCAGCUCAGUGGAGAAGAAUGAAGGAGGUCUGUUUUUUGUAUAUGGUAGCGGAGGAUGUGGUAAAACUUACGUUUGGAAAACAUUGAUUUACAAGCUGCGCUCACUUGGCAAAAUUGUUUUACCGGUGGCUUCAUCUGGAAUUGCUGCCACCCUAAUGCCAGGCGGACGCACUGCUCACUCAUGAUUCAAAAUUCCUAUAAUGCUUGAUGAGUACUCCUCUUGUGCGAUAGCUCAUGAUUCUGAUAUAGCUGAGCUAAUUAGAAAUACAAGUCUAAUCAUAUGGGAUGAAGCACCUAUGCAACAUAGGUACGCAUUUGAAUGCCUCGACCGUUCUUUACGAGAUAUAAUGAAAUCUGUUGAUCCAAACAGAUAUCAAAUGCCAUUCGGAGGGAUUACAGUUCUCUUAGGCGGAGAUUUUCGUCAGAUCCUCCCAGUUAUAAAUUAUGCCUCUCGUGGUGACAUUGUUUCGGCGUGCAUCACAAAUUCAUUGUUGUGGUAUAAUGCCAAAAUUUAUAUUCUUCAUCGUAAUAUGAGGCUCAAUCAAGGCAACACUGCAGAGGAGGUUGAAGAAUUGCGGACUUUUGCUGAAUGGGUGUUGAAAAUAGGUAAUGGUACUCUGAAACCUCCUCAACAAUCUCACAUAACCUAUGAAGAAGAUGACAUUCUUCUGCCUAUCAAUUUCUGUGAUCCUGAUGUACAGAAUUCUGUUGAGAACAUGAUAUAGUGGACUUAUCCAGAAUUGCUGGCAAAUUACAUGUCAGCUAGCUAUAUAAGUGAAAGAGCUAUACUCACUCCUACAAACCAGGUAGUUGGUCAUUUGAAUUCUCAAAUUGUUGAAAACCUGCCUGGUGAACAAAAUACCUAUUUUAGUGUAGAUCGAGCUGAAGAUUUCGGUGGCACUGCAUCUGAUUUUGGGUUUGCUUUUCCACCUGAGUACUUGAACGCUUUCAACAUCUCUGGACUUCCUGCUCACGAUUUGAAACUCAAAGUUGGUGCUGCUGUCAUGCUAAUGCGCAAUCUCAAUCAAACUCUUGGCCUGUGUAAUGGUACCAGAAUGAUAGUGACAAAGUGUUUAAGAAAUUGUGUUGAAUGCGAGGUCAUUUGUGGAGCUUUCGUUGGUUCAAGACAUUUCAUUCCUAGAAUGGAGUUAUGCCCGACUGAUACCAAACUGCCUUUCAAGCUCAUCAGGAAACAAAUGCCACUUCAGAUAUGCUAUUCCAUGACCAUCAACAAGUCACAAGGCCAGUCGCUUGCUAAAGUCGGAUUAUAUUUGCCAAACCCCGUAUUUACUCAUGGCCAAUACUAUGUUGCUGUCAGUAGAGUUACUUCUCCUGGUGGACUUAAAGUCUUCAUAAACUCUAGCAAUGGCUCACCAACAAAUGUAACUAAAAAUGUUGUCUACAAGGAGAUUUUUUAUAA